AUGAUCAAUAACUUAGUGUGCUUCUCCGACUUUUUAGAAAAUGAAGUGGACAUCGUUGUUUUUGCAACACUGACCGAAGAUGAUCUGAAUACAAUCGGAGUGCAGUCAUUUGGUGCGAGGCGAAAACUCAGCAUACUUAUCCAGCAGAUGAAUAAAUCCAAAUUAGCUGAGAUUACUGUUGUGGUAAGAUUUGAAACGGAUAUAUAAAUGUAGUUAAAGUCAAUUAUAGUUACAAUUACAACAAUUACAUUGUUGUCGCACAGUAAUUCAACAGUGCGGAGAGUUAUAAAUUAUACAAUUGUGAAGCAGUUACUGUAUGUAUAUUCUUCGUUAUUGUCGCUGUUCUUUGUUUUUUCUUUUCUUUUUUCUUUCAGCCUUAAUUCCAUUUGCCCGCCCAUUUUCUACCUACCUACCUUCCCAUUAUAUGUAUCCCAUUCGAAUUAUGAGAAAUACGUACUAAAUUAUAGUAUAGUAGCUACCUAAUAUUUUGUCAGCUUAGACAUAUUAGGGCCUUUACUGGGCGGACAGCACUUGAUUUGCACUAAACAUUUCAUUUGAUUUACACUCGAGUGCCAAAGGCGUAAGACCGCUAGGGAGAAUGGAAGCAUGCUCCCUCAGAAAUGUAGUAACUAGCUCAGCAAGUUCUCGUGUGCGGCAGGUUAUAUGCGAGAAACAGAAUUGAUACAAGUUGUAUAAUCCAUUAAUCCUUUUAUUGUACUGUACUCUAGGAUGAAUCUAAUGAACCUAUUACCUCCAAAAUUGUGCAACAUCUAGAAAAGCCCAUUGAUGAUGAAAAGAAAAGAAAAUUUGAAUGCACUUAUAUUUCACCUUGCAAAAAGGUAAUUACAGUACUUGUUUAUUAAUAUAAGCAAUUACAUUGGCCUGUCCGUAACAACUUUAGGCGUCACAGUUUGUUUGUUUGUUUGUGUAAAAACCCACCAGAAAUUUAGACAUUUUGAAAAUCGUGGUGGAUAAAAUGGGAUAUUAUGAAGACUUCUUCAGUGUAAUUAAUAAAAGUGAAGCAGUUUGAAAUUUAGAUGAAAUUUAAAUUUACUUAAAUAUGCCACAUCAUUUGACGUAUUAUAGAUUAACUUCAACAUUAAAGAGGCUAUGAAAAACCACACUGAUGGUUGCAAAGUAGAUAUGCACUUGGAUGAAGGUGGUAUCUUGUCCAAUAAACAAAGACGGACACUGAUUAAAAUAUCAGUGUCAUGCUUAGUGGAACAAUGUGGUCUGUAAGUAUAUGAUGUACACUUAAUGUCUGCUCCCAAGGGAAGUGGUUUUAUUUUCUCGAGUUUCAGUGCUUCCUUAGACCAAGUUGAGGGAAACAAACAUUAUGAUUCGAGAGCAUGUGAAAAAAAAUAAUUUCACAUGGGAACAGACAUUUGUAUCAAUGGUAAUAUUAACUGGAAAAAAGUGACAUAUUAAGUUCUAUAAUGUUUUUUAAGUUGGUUAUUAGGUUGCAGCUACAAGGGCCUAGGGGCCUCGGUGGCCAAGUGGUUAGCGCACUUGCCUUAAUUUCACCUCUAAGGUCGCAGGUUCAAACCUAAAUGAGAAUUUCUCAAUGUGAAUCGAACCCAGUCCUCACGUAAAAAGAGUAAAAGUCAACGCUCUGCCGAAGGUCGUGGGUUUUCUCCGGGUACACCGGUUUCACAGGGAAAGUUGACAGGGUGGGUUAGGCGUUAGGGGGCAGAUCAUUAAUGAGGUAUGCACUAAUAAGCGGCUGCUUAAAGCGCCAUUUGUAAGCUUAAAGUUUACCUCGGCCUGCUUCACACCAGUUCCGGCUGGAAUUCUAAUGCGCACUUGAUCAUAUACAUAAUAUGUAAAAUCGCGCAAUAGAAAUAUUAAAUAUUAUUACACGCGUAAAAAUCUCACAUCUUGUAGCAAGUGUGCCAACAAGCCGUCAACAAGUUGUGUUUGCACUGCUUGUCCCAAGUUGUCAACAAGUCUGGAACAAGCUGUUUACAAUUUGUAACAACCUUGUUGAUAUUAUCACAAGGUUGUUCCAACACGUAAGGUGGACUUCAAUAAUUAGGAUUCUUGCACUUCACUUGGUGGAAUUAAUAUUAGAAUGUUAGGGUUUGUGAUCCAAGUGAGAAUAUAUACAUUUUAAGACCUAACCAGGAACGACUGCGAAAAAUGCAGCACAAGGUCCUGCGAUUCCGGUGCAGCGCUCUAACCAACUGAGCUACAGAGGCCAGCUGUUAAGCUGUAACCGUAAGUUCAUGUAUAUAUAGGUAAUCGGGUGUGCGGGUUGUGAUAAGGUGGACUUCAAUAAUUAGGAUUCUUAUUUGGAUCACAAACCCUAACAUUCUAAUAUUAAUUCCACCAAGUGAAGUGCAAGAAUCCUAAUUAUUGAAGUCCACCUUAUCACAACCCGCACACCCGAUUACCUAUAUAUAUAUGAACUUACGGUUACAGUUCAACAGCUGGCCUCUGUAGCUCAGUUGGUUAGAGCGCUGCACCGGAAUCGCAGGGCCGUAGGUUCAAUUCCUACCAGAGGACCUUGUGCUGCAUUUUUCGCAGUCGUUCCUGGUUAGGUCUUAAAAUGUAUAUAUUCUCACUUGGAUCACAAACCCUAACAUUCUAAUAUUGUUCCAACACGUCCGAUACAGUCAUGAUAUAGCAAUAUUGUUAUGGCAACCUUGUGUCAUAAACCUUGUAACAUUCUUGUUUAUCAUGCCUGUAUCAGACAUGUAGGAACAACCUUGUUGCAAGUCUGAUAAUGCCAUCAAGCUUGCUACAAGUUUUUUGUUAACAGCUUGUUCCAAACUUGUGACAUUAACUGGGUUCAUUAAGCAGAUUGUGAACAGAUUUGUAACAAAUUGUUUGCAGAUUUGUAACAACUUGUGCGUUUUUACGUGUGCGUAGUUGGCAUGCGUAUGUGUGUUGUCAGUUCGUUGUACCAACUGUAGAUUGAAAUACAUAUCACCAAACUGUUGAGUUUAUAUAUAACGGGGAUGAACAUAUACUGCCUUCCUGAACAGCCGUCGGACGCUGCUGGGAGAGCAAAGUUACUAUAUAUACCACUGGUUUGAGGUAGUCAGACACGUACCAUACACGUGUAUUUCAGCACAAGUUGUUAUUCAUUUAAGUUGAUAUGUUGAGACUAAUGAAGCAAUGCAACUCUCUUUUUGGAUGUUUUCGUGCACUGGCAAAAUUUGUUGAAACGUUGUUCAAAAAAGUAGUAAUUAGCAUUUAGUAUAAUUUGAGGUAAAUACAGGGCAUGACAAGUUACUUUAAAUACUUCUCUUUAUGUUUUCAUUGCAGCUAUCCUACAUCAGAACAAAAGACCAUGUUGGCACAGCAAAUAGUUAAAAUAUACCCAGCAAGUGCAGAUAACACUCCUGGUAUGAAGGGAUAUGUAAGUGAAAUUUUGAAACUUGUAUGUGGGAGGUCACAUUGUACUCCUAUAACCAUAUUUACAUGUAGCUAUUUUAAAUUGUUUUCAACCAUAUACAUGAAUCCAUGCAUGCAGGGUUCUGUAAAAGGUGGGGUGCACAUUAAGUUUUAGAAAAUAAUCAAGACGUUGUGUAUGAUGUGUCAUGUGUGAUUAUAUGAUGUAAUAUUUAAAUAAUAUUUAUUGAAAAGUAACACAAAGUGUAUAUUAAUUAGUCUGCCCAUAGUCAAUAUAAUAAGAAGGCUAGGAUACUCGAUGAAGAUAUAAUAGACCUCUUUAUAAUAUGUUUUUAGCUUGGUUUAUGCUAGAAAUGGUAGGCUUGUCGUCGCGUCGCGUGUGUUGCUGGCGAAAAUACAAUACACACACGACGAUUAUAUCUGCAUCAAGUUCUCUAACCGUCUUGUUCUAUUGCCUAUGGUCUGUCUUCACUUAGAAUUUACCACUUUCAUGUCUACAAUUAUUUUCUGGAACCGCCAAUACUACAAUGUUGAUUUUUUUGAAGAAGUUAAACCUUUUCUAACUUAGGAACAUUUUUAUUGCAAUGGGCAUGGUUUUAUUGAAUAUCGCCUAAAAAAUGUGAGAACAGCAAGACCCCAGGAGAGCCGACGCAAGAAAAGAUGUGCAGUCAAAGAUGAGAUUUCUUCUAAUCAUAUAAUAAUUCCUGACCCAGGAAAGCCAGACGAAAUAAUAUUGACUCAAGAAUUAAAUGAGAAGGUUUGUAAUUGAAAUGUUGUAAUAGAUUUGAAUUUGUGCAACGUCAUCAUACUGUAAGACACAUGCAGAGACCUACUCUGUUUUGUUAAUACUACAACGCACCAAAUGAAAGCCUAAAACGAAGUCACUGUACUAUAACUUGUCUUCAAUUUUCCUAUAUAGAUUUGCUGGAUGAAAUACACUCCGCCAAGCAACGACAAGCACGCGACACAUGUUGAACAUUUUAAAGCCACUCAUCAACACCGGCGAAGUGCCAUCAAAGCGUCGCAAAUGACCAUUACAAGUAUCAUUGAAGAAUAUCCCAGAUUUAAGGAUAUGCCAGAUCUGGUACGUUUCAUGCAUGCAGGCACCUAUAUACCGUUACGUCAUGUGUACCGGCCUGGUUAAAGGUAACAACAGUUCAUAUAGGUUUCACUAGAAGCGUCAUUUAUACCCGGAGGAAAACGUUUUUCUAAUUGUUAUGAAGAGGUGGACUUUCUAGCUAACCAGCUGACGUAAUGAUAGAAAAGUAAUGCGACAGUGUGAAUUUGUAAAUGCCCCUCGUUUUUAUACAUAUGUUUCUGUUAUAAUUAUAGAUUAAUUUGGAGUUCCAAAUGAUGUUCCCGGAUGAGUGUGACAACUUUAUCACAAAAUGGGGGCCAUUUUUCCAAGCCAGGAUAAUUGCGUUGGGCAAGCAAGAUUAUCCGGCAGUUCAACAGCUGAUCAGCAUUAAAGGAGAAAGUAAGUACAGUCAUCACAUGCACACUCUUAUAGCAAUUCCAUGAUAAAAAAACAGAAUUAUGCAGCCCUCCAAUGUUUACCAAUCUACAAUGACCGGUUUCCCUUAUUUCGUAUUCUGAAUGCAACUACCAGCAUGCUUUUCGGACGUGCUAUAAUGAAGAAAAUACCGGUAAAGUAUCAUGAUGGUAUAGUUGUAUUCAGGAUACGUAAUAGGCGGAACCGGCUAUUACGAUAUCAAAUCGACUUUCGGCCCAGGGACAUGUUUUCGGCACAUCUUGUAUUUUGUGUUGUAUGUUUCGCCGUCCUCGUGCAACAUUGUCAUGCAUAACAUGCAUCAGCCAGAUCGAUACUCAGACCUUACUUUAAAUUUAAUUGAUUUGCUCAUUGAUUGUUGUAUAGGUGAUCUUUGUGCAUUACAUGUAUUGGCGUACAUGCUGCACAGGUCAAGUAGCAGAAAGAAAGGAAAAUCUGUUCCAGUCACGAGAGAUGGUGCAAUUUCCUAUUUGAUGCAAAAUGUUCCGGUAAGUGGCUAGUGCAGCAAAUAUAACAGGCAGUGGCCUUAACUCUUUUCAUCUCAAACUCAUAAUAAUUCAUGAGUAUAUUAGUCAACCAUAUGUUACUUUAUUUUGCUCACAUGAAUGACAUGAUAACGCUGGAUACCCGGUGAAGUAUAUUGAUCCAGUUCUAGGACAAUAAUUCACCUCACUUUAAGCAGGGUGCGAUAAUUCGCGUACUUACGUACCGGAACAACGUUACGGUAUGGCACUUCUGUCUUUUCAGUCACGUAUACUACGUAGGUAUACGCGGUACUGUUGUCUGUUGUUAUCUCCGUGCUUAACUUUUUGCUUGUACCAUUUGACCUGUGCAAGCCCAAGUUAUUCAAAUCAUAAUUUAGUUGGAAUAUGUGCAAGUCUGGCAUAACUUGGAAUUAAACCUGAUUGGACUGACAUGAUGAGAUGGGACUAAGGAAUGUUAGAGUCGAUUGUAGUGUUUGUGUAUGUAACUACUAGUUCAGAUUACUGAAUGAAUAUACCUUUCAGAAACUUGUACAUUAUGUACUUCAUCCUAAAGACUAUAAAUAUACCUUGAGUCUUAAGUUUGUACCAGCUAAUUAAAUACGCAGCAAUAAUCAUUGUAGUGCCAGUCAGGUACGGCUAAAAAGUUUGAUUUAUUACACCCUGUUUUAAGUAGUGAUUUAUUCGUAUGAGAUGGUCAUUUAAUUUAAAGCCCUCUAAUUCCCACUGGUCAACAUUUCAGGCCCCUCGCAUUUUGAUCCUGUCUUCUGCUUCGCCUCAGCCUUGAAAUAUUAAGUCCAGCAAUAAAGCAACAGCUUAUGUAAAAAGUACAUUGAGCACUGCAGUCUAUAUAUUAACUUAGUUUCUUAUUUCUUGUAGAGUGGAAGUGAUGUUGAAGCAGCAGCAAACAACAAGGAUGACGUAUAUACCCAACCAUUUCUGCUUUCAACAGGACAAGCAUCAAAGCCUGAUCAAUUCUUUCUAGUUUUAGAUAGGAUAGUCAUACCAUGUGGCCCAGACCUCAUCAAGAGCUUUGACAUCUUGUUCAAAGCGCACUACGUUUUUAACGUAGAGUACGCACCUCCCCUUCUCCAGUUUUGGGAGUUCGUAGCAUCUAUGAUUUAUGGGGUGAUUAAACCGUGCGAAACGGGCCCAACGGUAAGAGCUCUUGGCUCUUCAUGCAGGGAUGUUGAGUUUUAAAAUUUGACCUGCACGUUAUUAACACUGUUAUAUAAACAUGUUUUAUUUAUAUAUGAUAUCAACUCUUUUUUUAUAAAUUUAAACAACAUAAUACCCAAUUGUUGAGUGUUGUGAAACAAAUAUACAAACUAAUUUUAUACGUGAAUAUCUUGUGAAAGUAUUUAUCUUUUAAUUAAUGUUUUUUGUAAUGUGUAUAUAUUGUGUUUUCUUUCAGUCUAGAUGUUCGAUUGAUGAAGAAUCAGCCCUAUUUACGAUUGAAAUAGUCAAUCUGAUAGAUUGGCGAUUUUAA
Molecule: messenger RNA, 6838 nt
Organism: Paramuricea clavata
Lineage: Eukaryota; Metazoa; Cnidaria; Anthozoa; Malacalcyonacea; Plexauridae
Source: the annotation of a GenBank genome assembly